GCCAGAGUGGUGCCGGAAACAACUGGGCCAAGGGCCACUACACAGAGGGAGCCGAACUGGUGGACUCGGUCCUGGACGUGGUGAGGAAGGAGUCAGAAAGCUGUGACUGUCUGCAGGGCUUCCAGCUGACCCACUCACUGGGGGGUGGCACUGGGUCCGGGAUGGGCACGCUCCUCAUCAGCAAGAUCCGGGAGGAGUACCCAGACCGCAUCAUGAACACCUUCAGCGUGAUGCCCUCACCCAAGGUGUCAGACACAGUGGUCGAGCCCUACAAUGCCACCCUCUCUGUCCACCAGCUGGUGGAAAACACAGAUGAGACCUACUCCAUUGACAACGAGGCCCUGUAUGACAUCUGCUUCCGCACCCUGAAACUGACCACCCCCACGUACGGAGACCUCAACCACCUGGUGUCGGCCACCAUGAGCGGCGUCACCACCUGCCUGCGCUUCCCAGGCCAGCUGAACGCAGACCUGCGCAAACUGGCCGUGAACAUGGUGCCCUUCCCCCGCCUGCACUUCUUCAUGCCCGGCUUCGCCCCGCUGACCAGCCGCGGCAGCCAGCAGUACCGGGCCCUGACGGUGCCCGAGCUCACCCAGCAGAUGUUCGACUCCAAGAACAUGAUGGCCGCCUGCGACCCCCGCCACGGCCGCUACCUGACCGUGGCUGCCAUCUUCCGAGGCCGCAUGUCCAUGAAGGAGGUGGACGAGCAGAUGCUCAACGUGCAGAACAAGAACAGCAGCUACUUCGUCGAGUGGAUCCCCAACAACGUGAAGACGGCCGUGUGCGACAUCCCGCCGCGCGGCCUGAAGAUGUCCGCCACCUUCAUCGGCAACAGCACGGCCAUCCAGGAGCUGUUCAAGCGCAUCUCGGAGCAGUUCACGGCCAUGUUCCGGCGCAAGGCCUUCCUGCACUGGUACACGGGCGAGGGCAUGGAUGAGAUGGAGUUCACCGAGGCCGAGAGCAACAUGAACGACCUGGUGUCCGAGUACCAGCAGUACCAGGACGCCACGGCCGACGAACAAGGGGAGUUUGAGGAGGAGGAGGGCGAGGAUGAGGCUUAAGAACUUCUCAGAUAAAUCGUGCACUCUUAGUGAACUGUCGUUGUCCUCAAUCACGCAUGGUCUUUCUAUUUGUAUACUAUGGUGCUCAGUUUUGCCCCUGUCAGAAAUUCACACUGUUGAUGUAAUAAUGUGGAACUCCUCUAAAAAUUAUAGUAUUGUCUAAGAUAUCUAUACUAAUAAAAAAGCAUGUGUCCAGAA
Equus quagga is the source of this 1259-nucleotide messenger RNA. Its product is annotated as tubulin beta-2A chain-like. Gene Ontology annotation, cellular component: cytoplasm; microtubule. The coding region runs from base 162 to 1061 and encodes 299 amino acids. Gene Ontology annotation, molecular function: GTPase activity; GTP binding; structural constituent of cytoskeleton. Lineage: Eukaryota; Metazoa; Chordata; Mammalia; Perissodactyla; Equidae. Gene Ontology annotation, biological process: neuron migration; microtubule cytoskeleton organization; mitotic cell cycle. The transcript has a single exon. The record is from RefSeq and is a predicted model, not a curated record.